This is a messenger RNA of Nyctereutes procyonoides (raccoon dog), 1010 nucleotides long. It is a transcript of the gene CLEC12A, whose product is annotated as C-type lectin domain family 12 member A. Lineage: Eukaryota; Metazoa; Chordata; Mammalia; Carnivora; Canidae. Bases 117 to 920 code for a protein of 267 amino acids. The transcript has 6 exons. Gene Ontology annotation, molecular function: signaling receptor regulator activity. The record is from RefSeq and is a predicted model, not a curated record.
UUUGGUUUAUAAACAGAAGUUUAAAAUCAUAAUUAUUGUUUAACAUUCAACUUUGUUGGUUCACCUUCAUCUUUUUUUUUUUAAUAGUUUGUUGGGCUAUCUUUUCAUAGCCAUCAAUGUCUGAAGAAGUUACUUAUGCAGAUCUAAAAUUUCAGGACUCCAGUAAAGGGGAAAAUAUCCACGAGUUUGACACAGUUGGGACAAAAGCACCACCUGCUCCUUCCCAUGGAUGGUGUCAGAGAGUCUUGGCUCUUCUAUGCCUUCUGCUGCUGAUUGGACUAGGAGUCUUAGGAAGCAUAUUUUACACAACUUUGAAGAUAGAAAUGGGAAAAUUGAAUAAACUACAAAAUUUCAAAGAAGAACUUCAGAGAAAUGUUUCUCUACAACUAAUGAGUAACAUGAAUAGUUCCAAGAUGAUCAGGAACCUAUCUGUCACACUGCAAGUAACAGCCACCAAAUUAUGUCAUGAGCUCUACAAAAGAGAACCAGAGCACAAAUGUAAACCUUGUCCAAAGACAUGGAUGUGGCAUGAGGACAGCUGCUAUAUACUAAAGAACAGUUAUGAAACAUGGCAAGAGAGUGUCAUGUUCUGUUCUGCUCAAAAUGCCAGCCUGUUGACAAUUAAGAAUAAAAGCGUAUUGGAAUUUAUAAAAUCCAAGAGGUUACGUAAUUACUGGCUGGGAUUAUCUCCCAAGUAUGACAGAGAUGACCAGAAACUGGAUGAAACGAUUAUCUCCUCCAACUGGUUUAUAAGAAACACAAAUGAUGUAAAUGAUAGCAUGUAUUGUGGAUAUAUGGACAUAACACAUGUUUACUAUACAGAAUGCACUACCAAACUGCGUAUCAUAUGUAAGAAGCUGGCUGAUCCAGUUAAGAUUGAGAGCAUGCUAAUGAAUGAAAUAAGUGAAAAAUAUAGUUAGCAUUUCACUAUUAUCCUGUCAUUAGAGCAACUUUUGGGAGCAUAUACCUUGAGGACCAUGCAAAGGGAAUAAAGAUGCUAUGAGAUUAAA